AUGCGGUGGAGAAAUGUGAUCGGGGAGCAUCUGAUGGAGGAUAGACAGAGUAGCAUCAGUCCCAAGACAGCCUUCACAGCUGAGGUCCUCGCGCAGUCCUUCGCCGGAGAGGUUCAGAAGCUCUCCAGCCUGGUGCUGCCCAGUGAGGUGAUCAUUGCCCAGAGCUCUAUCCCUGGCGAGGGCCUGGGCAUUUUCUCCAAGACCUGGAUCAAGGCGGGCACAGAGAUGGGUCCGUUCACUGGCAGGGUAAUCUCCCCUGAGCACGUAGACCUGCUCAAGAACAACAACCUCAUGUGGGAGGUGUUCAACGGGGACGGCACGGUGCGCUACUUCAUUGAUGCCAGCCAGGAGGACCAUCGCAGCUGGAUGACCUAUAUCAAGUGUGCACGCAACGAACAGGAGCAGAACCUGGAGGUGGUGCAGAUCGGCAGCAGCAUCUUCUACAGAGCUGCAGAGACUAUCCCCCCAGACCAGGAGCUGCUGGUGUGGUAUGGAAACUCCCACAACACCUUCCUUGGUAUUCCCGGCGUUCCCGGUACUGAGGAGCAUCAGAGAAAGAGCCGGAAUGAGGACUCUCACUCCUGUGACGGCUCUUCAUCUUGCUCCCCCUCCUCCUCUUCUUCCUCGUCUGUGACCAGCCGCAUGCGCUGCGUCAUCUGCCACCGGGGCUUCAACUCUCGUAGCAACCUGCGCUCCCACAUGCGCAUCCACACCCUGGACAAGCCCUUUGUAUGUCGCUUCUGCAACCGCCGCUUCAGCCAGUCGUCCACCCUGCGCAACCACGUGCGCCUGCACACCGGAGAGCGCCCCUACAAGUGCCAUGUGUGCCAGAGCGCCUACUCCCAACUGGCAGGGCUACGGGCACACCAGAAGAGUGCCAGGCACAGACCAGGGGCGGCGGGCGCAGACACUGCCUCCCAAGUUUCACCUCCUCCCCCACCGAUCAACAGCCUGACCCAACACCAGGUCCCCAUGGUUCACCAAAUCCCCACCAUAGUGCUAUGACAGCAGAGAGGAGAGAGAGACACUUGCUAAUGCAAACUACACUUUACCCAUGCACACCUGGGUCACAGGUUGCGCUCUCUCUCUCUCUUAGGGGACGGGCAGCCAUUCGCUCGUGUGGCAGGCAUUGCAAUAACUUUGUGUUGGGCCAGAGAAUAUGACUGGGUUUAUGCCUGGUGGGUUGAACUGAUGGUACAUUCUUAAAUACUUUUUACUGGUUGCCUUAUUUACAAUCUAGUCUCCUUAGACUUACUGGAUAUUAUGUUUGUAAUUCUCGCAAAAAAGGUCUCAUGUAGAGGGUCAACUGUUG
Messenger RNA from Oncorhynchus gorbuscha (pink salmon), 1312 nucleotides. RefSeq names its product PR domain zinc finger protein 12-like. The record is from RefSeq and is a predicted model, not a curated record. NCBI's taxonomy places the organism in Eukaryota, Metazoa, Chordata, Actinopteri, Salmoniformes, Salmonidae. Gene Ontology annotation, biological process: neurogenesis. Gene Ontology annotation, molecular function: histone methyltransferase binding. Gene Ontology annotation, cellular component: nucleus. The transcript is spliced from 6 exons. Bases 1 to 1005 code for a protein of 334 amino acids.